Messenger RNA from Meriones unguiculatus (Mongolian gerbil), 1859 nucleotides. RefSeq names its product SWI/SNF related, matrix associated, actin dependent regulator of chromatin, subfamily e, member 1 (gene Smarce1). Gene Ontology annotation, molecular function: nucleosomal DNA binding; nuclear receptor binding. NCBI's taxonomy places the organism in Eukaryota, Metazoa, Chordata, Mammalia, Rodentia, Muridae. Gene Ontology annotation, biological process: negative regulation of DNA-templated transcription. The transcript is spliced from 11 exons. Gene Ontology annotation, cellular component: SWI/SNF complex. The record is from RefSeq and is a predicted model, not a curated record. The coding region runs from base 557 to 1792 and encodes 411 amino acids.
CGGCGGCGGCGCCCCGACGACCGCGAGCUAAGGGAACCAGCGGGGCGCGCGGGAGCCGCGUCCCGCCCUCUCCCGGGAGAGACCCCGGCGGGCCUUCGCCCAGGCGCCGGCCUCACUCGGCGGCGCCCACCCGCCCGGGGGUUGUCCCCGCCGCGCUCCCCGCCCAGGCCCCGGAGCGGGGGCCCGAACCGCGGCCCCGGCCUUCUCCGCCCUCCUUCGCCGUGACGAAUCGGCGCCCGACUGGGACGGGAUCCAGAGUGAGAGACUUCGGAGGAAACCGUGGAGCCCGGGGAGGGAGGAAAAAAAAAAAACAAAAUUUCCUUUGGCCGCACCAAGCCUCGCCGCGUCCCCGCCGGAAGGGCCGUUCGCGUGAGGGCAGCCGGCCGCGGCCCGCGGAGAAACCCCGGGCCGUGUGGAAAGUGCGAGCGCGGAAGCUCCGGCGCGAGGGGCGGGGCGAGCGCGGGACAAAGGGAAGCGAAGCCGGAGCUGCGGGCGCCUGCUCGGCCCGCGGUGUCUCAGAUUCAUUCUUAAGGAACUGAGAACUUAAUCUUCCAAAAUGUCAAAAAGACCAUCUUAUGCCCCACCUCCCACCCCAGCUCCUGCAACACAAAUGCCCAGCACACCAGGGUUUGUGGGAUACAAUCCAUACAGUCAUCUCGCCUACAACAACUACAGGCUGGGAGGGAACCCGGGCACCAACAGCCGGGUCACGGCAUCCUCUGGCAUUACGAUUCCAAAGCCUCCAAAGCCACCAGAUAAGCCGCUGAUGCCCUACAUGAGGUACAGCAGAAAGGUCUGGGACCAAGUAAAGGCUUCCAACCCUGACCUAAAGUUGUGGGAGAUUGGCAAGAUUAUUGGUGGCAUGUGGCGAGACCUCACUGAUGAAGAAAAACAAGAAUAUUUAAACGAAUACGAAGCAGAAAAGAUAGAGUACAAUGAAUCUAUGAAGGCCUAUCAUAAUUCCCCUGCAUACCUUGCAUAUAUUAAUGCAAAAAGUCGUGCAGAAGCAGCAUUAGAGGAAGAAAGUCGACAGAGGCAGUCUCGCAUGGAGAAAGGAGAGCCUUACAUGAGCAUUCAGCCUGCUGAGGAUCCAGAUGAUUAUGAUGAUGGCUUUUCAAUGAAGCAUACAGCUACUGCCCGUUUCCAGAGAAACCACCGCCUCAUCAGCGAGAUCCUCAGCGAGAGUGUGGUACCUGAUGUGCGGUCAGUCGUCACAACAGCUAGAAUGCAGGUCCUCAAGCGACAGGUCCAGUCUUUAAUGGUUCAUCAGCGGAAACUGGAAGCUGAGCUUCUUCAGAUAGAGGAGCGACACCAAGAGAAGAAGAGGAAAUUCCUGGAAAGCACAGACUCCUUUAACAAUGAACUUAAAAGGUUAUGUGGUCUGAAGGUAGAAGUAGACAUGGAGAAAAUUGCAGCUGAAAUUGCACAGGCGGAGGAACAGGCCCGAAAAAGGCAGGAGGAGAGAGAGAAGGAGGCAGCAGAGCAAGCGGAGCGCAGUCAGAGCAACAUCGCCCCUGAGGAAGAGCAAGUGGUGAGCAAAGCUGAGGAGAAGAAAGAUGAGGAGAACAUCCCGAUGGAGACAGAGGAGACACACCUUGAAGAAACAACAGAGAGCCAACAGAAUGGUGAAGAAGGCACGUCUACUCCUGAGGACAAGGAGAGUGGGCAGGAAGGGGUUGACAGCAUGGAGGUAGAAGGGACCAGUGAUAGUAAUACUGGCUCAGAGAGCAACAGUGCGACAGUAGAGGAGCCACCCACAGACCCCAUGCCAGAAGACGAGAAGAAGGAAUAAAUGUUGCCUUGUUUUAUGUGUCCUAAAACUUUUUUAAAUGAAAAAAAAAAAAGUUUUUUGGUUUUAA